Molecule: messenger RNA, 4035 nt
Organism: Manihot esculenta (cassava)
Lineage: Eukaryota; Viridiplantae; Streptophyta; Magnoliopsida; Malpighiales; Euphorbiaceae
Exons: 1
Coding region: 1-4035 (1344 amino acids)
Molecular function (GO): RNA-DNA hybrid ribonuclease activity; nucleic acid binding
Source: RefSeq, a predicted model, not a curated record
AUGACGACUUUGAGUUGGAAUUGUCGAGGGCUUGGGAACCAAGAGACAAUUAGGGAGCUUCAUGAGUUAGUUACAUCUAAGAGACCCAAUUUUAUCUUUUUAAUUGAAACAAAAAUUAAAAAAGAACGUGUGUUUAAAAUAAGGAAGGAGUUGGGGUUUGCUGGGGGUUUUGCAGUUGACCCGAUUGGUAUUGGAGGAGGUAUUGCUCUUUUUUGGAAGAUAGAAAAUAGUGCACAGUUGCUGAGCUUUUCCAAUCAUCACAUUGAUGUUGAGGUUAAGCUAGAUGGUUGUACGGGUUGGCGCUUGACAGGUUUUUAUGGGUAUUCAAAAACUUAUCAACGAAGGCUAGGAUGGAAUUUACUUCGAACUCUGGAAAACAAGUCAACACUACCAUGGUGUGUAAUUGGCGAUUUCAACGACAUUUGUUUUCAAUCUGAGAAGCAAAGUUCUACAGCUCAUCCAACGUGGUUAUUAACUGGUUUUCGACAAACUUUAACAGAUUGUCAGCUGUAUGACUUGGGUUUUGAAGGGGUAAAAUUUACCUGGAAUAAUGGUCGGACAGAUCUGACGAGGGAAAGACUUGAUAGAGCUGUGGCUAGUAAUUCAUGGAAAAGCAAAUUUCCUAUGGCGAAACUGCAUGUUUUACAGACAAGUGAGUCGGAUCAUUUGCCUUUAUUUCUUUUUUUGGGCAUUACAAUUCAGAAAUAUGUAGCAAGGAGGUUUCGGUAUGAAAAUGCCUGGUCGUUGGAGAUGGAUUGUAAGAAGGUUGUUGAAGACGGAUGGAGAGUAGAGCAGCAUGCAGAUAUCGAGCAUCGCAUUUUUAACUGUACACAAACCAUUCAACAGUGGGCGAAACAUCACCAACAGGAAUUUCGAACUCAGUUGAAUGAUGCAAAACGUCGGAUGGACUGGCUUCAACGUCAAUCAGCUCUAAAUUCUUCAGAAUUAAAAAAAGCACAGGAACGGUAUAGUAAUCUGUUGUUACAGAAGGAAAUGUACUGGAAACAGAGAUCUAAACAGUAUUGGCUUGCUCACGGGGAUGCUAAUACGAAAUAUUUUCAUGCUACCGCUUCCAAUCGAAGACGAAAGAAUAUGUUCCAGAAGCUGAAAAAUGACGAUGGUAAUUGGGUAGAAUGGGAGUCGGGUCUGCCUAAUCUGAUUCUUGAUUUUUACACGAAGCUGUUCACUUCUGAGGGUGGUGACACAGAACCAGUAUUAAGAUAUGUACAGAAGCGGGUUACGGUGAGGCAGAAUGAGAAACUGAUGACUGAUUUUUCUGCAGAGGAGGUCAGAGAAGCAAUUUUUUCUAUGCAUCCGGAUAAGGCACCAGGGCCUGAUGGUUUAAAUCCUGGUUUUUUCCAAGCCUAUUGGGAGAUUGUAGGUGAAGAUGUUACAAAGGCUUGCCUAAAAUGUCUUAAUGAAGGGAAUUCUUUGCCUGGAAAAAACGUGACGAACGUGGUGCUUAUUCCCAAAAAGAAAACUCCAGAAGUGGUGGCUGAUUUGCGCCCAAUCUCGUUAAGUAAUGUGGUGGAUCGAAUAGUAUGUAAAGCCUUGGCAAAUAGACUUAAAUCUAUAUUAGCUGAUGUGGUUUCUGAUUCACAAAGUGCUUUCAUACCAAAUCGGUUAAUCACGGACAGCAUUAUAGUGGCUUAUGAAUUGUUUCACACUAUGAAGCGGAAGACCCAAGGGCUUACGGGUUUUUUAUCUCUCAAAACAGACAUGUCCAAAGCUUACGAUAGAAUUGAAUGGGGUUACUUGAAGCAAAUAAUGUUGGGGCUUGGUUUUUGCGAAUUGUGGGUGGAAAAAAUUAUGAGAAUUGUAACUUCAGUUUCAUAUAUAUUUGUUCGAGGGGCAGAGGAGUAUGGUCCGUUAUUUCCACAUAGAGGGUUGCGACAAGGGGAUCCUCUGUCACCCUACUUAUUCAUUCUAUGUGCUGAUGGUUUAUCUCAAAUGCUGUCUAAAAUGCAGGCUCAAGGGAAGAUUCAUGGGGCUCAAGUUUGUCGAAAUGCUCCACCAAUUUCUCAUAUUUUUUUCGCUGAUGAUGCCCUUUUUUUCACUAAAGCUACUGAAGGAGAGGCGUUACAUUUAAAGGAAAGCUUGUUGGCAUAUGAAAUUGCAUCUGGUCAGAAGAUAAAUCUGUCCAAGUCAUCAGUAAUGUUCACUCCUUGUACACCACAACCGAAACGAGACGUUUGUUGUCAUAUUUUUGGAGUGCAGGCUGUAGAUAAUCACGGCAGCUAUUUGGGGAUGCCCUCAAUUAUUGGUAAGGAUAAAAAACAAAUUUUUCAGUUUGUGGUGGAAAAAUUGACGAAGAGGAUUCAGGGCUGGAAAGCAAAAAUUUUGUCCAAAGCGGGGAAAGACGUUCUUUUGAGAACAGUAGCACAAGCAAUGCCGAAUUACAUCAUGUCAUUAUUUCUACUUCCUAUUGAUGUUUGUAAGGAGUUAGAGAUGGUGAUGAAUUCCUUUUUUUGGAACAAUGGCAAGUCAAGCUCCAUUCACUGGCUACGAUGGAAAAGAAUGGUGGUGCCCCAAGCCAAUGGAGGUCUCGGAUACAGGGACCUACGGCUGUUUAACUUGGCCCUUCUCGCCAAACAAGGGUGGCGGAUUUUACGUCAUCCAGAUUCUUUGAUGGCUAAGAUUUUGAAACAACGGUAUUUCCCUGAUACUGAUUUUUUCUCAGCUGAAGUAGGUGGAAAUCCAAGCCAGAUUUGGAGAAGUAUAUGUGCGAGUCGUUCAAUUUUAAUGGCAGGUUGUAGAAGAAGAAUCGGUGAUGGUCUCUCUACAAGGGUUCGAGAGGAUCCAUGGCUUUUAGAUGACAACCCUUAUAUUCAGUCUGUUUUUUUGGAUGAUGAGAUUCAGUUGGUUGCAGAUUUAAUUCAGGGUGGAAGAUGGAAUUCUCAAUUCAUUUUGAGUAAUUUUCAAGCUAGAGAUGUGGAGCUCAUACAACAAAUUCCUUUAUCCAUGCGCCAACAAUCAGACAUGUGGUAUUGGAAUCAGAACAGGCUUGGGGUUUACAAGGUGAAAGAAGGAUAUAGACUUGCUAUAGAUGAAGCGGACCAUCAGUUUUAUUUGAAUGAUGAUAUGUGGGAACGAAUUUGGAAGGUGAAGGUACCAGCAAAAGUCAAUUUUUUUAUAUGGAGAGUACUUCGUGGGUGCUUACCUUGUAAUUUUAAUUUGAGGAAGCGUAAGGUUGAAGUACAGGAUGCUUGCAUUGUUUGUGGCUUAUUCCAGGAAACCGAGUUACACCUGCUUCAUGAUUGUACUCACGCCCAAGCUGUGUGGGUGUCUUCCAUAAUAGGAUGGGAACCCAUACAUGAUCUUAAAAUAUGGUUUUCUAAUCUUAUUAUGACAGGUACACAUACCCAGAAAGAAGAAUUAUUUAUGUUGUCUUGGAGUCUAUGGCACAGCAGGAAUCAAUUAUUAUGGCAGCAGAAGCAUGAAGAUUCUUUGGUGGUUCUUCAUAGAGCCCGGUCAACUUUACAACAAUGGCAGAAUGCUCAACUAAAGCCGAAGGAGAAUGUAGUGGCAUUGGCGCGUAAUAGACAAUGGAUAGCACCAGAAAUUGGAAAGUUCAAAUGCAAUAUUGACAUAGCUAUUUUGACAAACAGCAGGUUCGGGUUGGGUUUUAUUCUGCGUAAUCAUCAGGGGUUAUGUGAGGCUGGAAAGAUUGAAGCUAUUUAUGGGAAUGCUGACCCAACGAUAGGAGAGGCGUUAUGUUUCAGAGAAGCACUAAGUUGGUUGAAAACAUUGCCAUAUCAUCAUGUUACUGUGGAGACGGAUUGCCAGGUAGUAACGAAAGCCUUGAUAUCUCAAGAUAAUGAGGUUUUAUCUUAUUUUCAGAGUAUUAUCGUUGAUUGUAAAGCUCUAUUAAAUGAGCUACCGAAUGUGAGUUUUCGUUUUGUGUAUAGAUCAGCGAAUCAUGUUGCCCAUUGUUGUGCAAGAGCGGCUGGUUCCAUGUCUGGUCUUUCUUGGGGGGUAUGCCCUCCUAAUUUUCUGUAUGAGGCUUUGAUGAUGGAUUUUAAUAAUAUGCGCUAA